UUCUAUCGGAUUGGCUGCUGGCGGGGGUGACGCUCCGCCCGGCGCCCGGCGGUUGGCGAGGAGCCGCGUGGCCAGGCUGCGAUAGGCUGAGGCGGGGGCUGGGGCGCCGCCCCCUCUGGCAGGGGUCUUCCUGCUCUGCCUCCGAGGUCUCAUUCGGCCAACGGCUGCCGCAGCGGAGAGGGCGAGCCUGCGGGAUGGCGGCGGGCGAGGGCGGGGCCGAGUCGCUGCCCCCGCCCUCCCCCUCUUCGCCCGGCCCGCUCGCCGGGCCCGAACGCGCCUUGGAAGAAGCGGCGGCCUCGGGCAGCCUGAGCCUGGCGGGACGGCGCCUGCGGCACUUUCCCGGCGGAGCCGCCCGGCGGUGGGACCUCAGCGACACCACGCAGGCGGACCUGUCCCGGAACCGCUUUGCGGAGCUGCCCGAGGACACCUGCCACCUGAUGUCCUUGGAAGGGCUGAGCCUGUACCACAACUGCCUGCGCAGCAUCCCCCCGGCCAUCGCCAACCUCCAGGCCCUCACCUACCUGAACCUCAGCCGGAACCAGCUGGUCUCCCUGCCCGCCUGCCUCUGCCUCCUGCCCCUGAAGGUGCUGCUCGCCAGCAGCAACAAGCUGGCCGCCUUGCCGGACGAGAUCGGCUCCCUCGGCAGCCUGCGCCAGCUGGACGUCAGCAGCAACGAGCUGCACUCGCUCCCCGCCACGCUGGGGGGCCUGGAGUCUCUCCGCGACCUCAACGUGCGCCGGAACCACCUCAGCCGCCUCCCGGAAGAGCUGGCCGAGCUGCCGCUGGUGCGGCUGGACUUCUCCUGCAACCGCGUCGCCUGCAUUCCCGUCUGCUUCCGCCGCCUGCGGCACCUGCAGUGCCUCCUGCUGGAGAACAACCCCCUGCAGUCGCCACCUGCGCAGGUCUGCCUGAAGGGCAAGAUCCACAUCUUCAAAUACCUCAACAUCCAAGCCUGUGGCAAGGCCAGGGCCGACCUGGCCGAGUUGGCGCGAGGAAGCCGCCCCGCCGGCCUCGGAAUGUGCCUCCCGGAGGACUUCUACUCGGUGCGGCCGUACGGCGGCCUCGACUCGGGCUUCAACAGCGUCGACAGUGGAAGCAAACGGUGGUCGGGGAACGAGUCCACGGAUGAGUUCUCCGACCUCUCCUUCCGCAUCGCGGAGCUCUCCCGGGACCCCCGGCAACUCAAGCAGAGGCACGGCGGGGCAGCCGGUGCUGGCGACCUGGAGCAGAUGGACUAUAUCGACAGCAGCCUCAACAAGGAGGAGGAGGAAGAGGAGGAGGAAGAGGAGGAGGAGGAGGAGGGCAGCCCAGCGGCCUCGGUGCUGGCCACGGGCAGGCUGGAGGGUGUCCUGCGGGGGGCGGCACCCACCAAGGCGGCUGCGAGGAGCUCCUUCCGGAGAGCGGGCGCUGCAGAGCCGCAUCGGCCGAGCAGGGCCAGCGGAGAGGCCAGCCUGCCCCGGCCGGAGCCGGCCGGCGAGGAGCGCCGCCACCCCGAGGUGCUGCAGCUGUGGCAGGAGCGGGAGCGCCAGCAGCUGCAGGCGCAGCUGCGCCCCCUGUGGAGCCAGGGCAGCGAGGCGCGGGACAGCAGCCUGGCGGAGAGCAGCAGCUGUGGCGGCCCCCUGCAGCUGAAGCGUCGCGGCCAGGGAGCUGAGCAGCCGGCUGGUCCGCUCCGGCAAGCCCCGGGCUACGCUGACCCUGCUCACCCCCCGAGCUCCCCCGCGGCCUUCGCUCCCUCCCGCGAGCCGGGCUCCGCGCCAAAGCCGUCCAGCUUCCUUUUCCACUCCUCGUCCCGGCACGAUGCCCCAUGGAGGGACCCUGGCUCCCUCUCCCCCGGUCUCUGCUCUUCCGAGUGCGGCAGCCCCCUGAAGCCGCCCCCCGAGUCGCAGGCGUGGCAGGAGCAGCGACUCGCAGCCCAGCUGCGGAAGGCCAUCGAGGCCCAGCUGAACAUCACGCUGGCCGGGGACCUGGGCGAGGCGCUGGCCGACGGGGUCGUCCUCUGCCAGCUGGCGAACCACCUGUGCCCGCGGGCCGUGCCCUUCAUCCACGUUCCCUCGCCUGCCGCGCCGAGGCUCAGCGCCGCCAAGCGCCGGGAGAACGUGGAGCGCUUCCUGGGCGCCUGCCGCCGGCUGGGGGUGCCCGAGGUCUCGCUCUGCCGCGCCGCCGACCUGCCGCCGCUGCUGCUGCGAGUGUUCAAGGGGUCGGAGCCGCUCGGACGGAAUUGCCUUAAUGCGGGGGGCGCGAGUCUGCACGCGCCCCGGAGACCGGCCCCCGACGUCCCAGCCCCUUGA
Molecule: messenger RNA, 2288 nt
Organism: Varanus komodoensis (Komodo dragon)
Lineage: Eukaryota; Metazoa; Chordata; Lepidosauria; Squamata; Varanidae
Gene: LRCH4
Product: leucine rich repeats and calponin homology domain containing 4
Exons: 19
Coding region: 195-2288 (697 amino acids)
Molecular function (GO): protein binding
Source: RefSeq, a predicted model, not a curated record